This is a messenger RNA of Solanum dulcamara, 1548 nucleotides long. Its product is annotated as protein SCARECROW-like. The record is from RefSeq and is a predicted model, not a curated record. Bases 1 to 1548 code for a protein of 515 amino acids. Gene Ontology annotation, molecular function: sequence-specific DNA binding; DNA-binding transcription factor activity. Gene Ontology annotation, cellular component: nucleus. NCBI's taxonomy places the organism in Eukaryota, Viridiplantae, Streptophyta, Magnoliopsida, Solanales, Solanaceae. The transcript has a single exon. Gene Ontology annotation, biological process: regulation of DNA-templated transcription.
AUGAUGAAAGGAGGGUCUGAAGUAGUUCAUCAACUUGAUCAUAGUAUUAUACAACAACCCAAUGAACAAUGGGAUUCAUGUGCUAGUCAUGAUCUUGUUCGAUUUCCUGGAAUUACUUCUGCCCCUAAUUUUCCCUCCAAGCCAAUAACCGAAAAUCGCGCCAAUAAUCCUGAAAGAAAUGAACUUUCCCAGUGGGUUGAGCAUGUCACUAGGCAACUCAUUGAAGAUUUGCCUGAAAAUUAUGAAACGCAAGCAGGCUUACAGACUAAUGGUAAUGAGAUCCCCGCACUAUUGGGAGAGCUAAGGCCUAAGAAAAUUGCACGAAGAAAUUCUUCUGAGGGCAUUGAAGGACAGCAACAACAACAACAACAUCAAUGGAACUCCACUCAUGAUGAUCAUCUCGCGAACAGAAAUGAGACGGGGGCUAAAGGAAUAAGUGGACUAGAUGAUCAAGGACUAAACUUGAUCACUCUUCUAUUGGAAUGUGCUGUUGCUAUAUCAGUAGAUAAUUUGGGAGAAGCUCAUAGAAUGUUACUUGAGUUAACACAAGUAGCAUCACCAUAUGGACCAUCUUGUGCUGAAAGAGUAGUGGCUUACUUUGCCAAAGCAAUGGCUAGUAGAGUCAUCAACUCAUGGCUAGGAAUAUGUUCCCCUUUGAUCAAUCACAAGAGUGUCCAUAGUGCUUUUCAAUUCUUCAACAAUAUCUCACCAUUCAUAAAAUUUGCACAUUUCACUUCCAACCAAGCAAUUCUUGAGGCAUUCCAUCGUCGAGACAGAGUCCAUAUCAUUGAUGUGGACAUCAUGCAAGGUCUACAAUGGCCAGCUCUGUUUCAUAUCCUCGCCACUCGCAUGGAAGGCCCUCCACAUGUUACAAUGACAGGAAUGGGGACAUCAAUGGAACUUUUGAUUGAGACAGGGAAACAACUUUCCAAUUUCGCCAAACGCCUUGGUAUGUCCUUUGAGUUCCAUCCAAUAGGGGGGAAAACAGGGGAAAUCGACAUAUCCAACUUCAAAAUUAGCAGGGGAGAAUCUAUAGCCAUACAUUGGGUGCAACACUCUUUGUAUGAUGCCACUGGCCCUGAUUGGAAAACAAUGAGACUUCUCCAAGCACUAUCACCAAGAGUUGUGACACUAGUAGAACAAGAAAUAGCACUAGGGGGUAGUUUCUUGGACCGAUUCGUGGGAUCCCUCCAUUACUACUCAACCAUAUUCGACUCGUUAGGAGCUUUCUUGGAGAGUGAUGAUUCAAGCAGACAUAGUGUGGAACAUGGCCUGCUUUACAGAGAAAUCAAUAACAUAUUAGCAAUUGGAGGGCCAGCAAGAAAUGGGGAGGAUAAGUUUAGGCAUUGGAGAAGUGAACUAUCAAAAAAUGGAUUCAUGCAAGUGCCAAUGAGUACAAAUUCAAUGGCACAAGCUCAAUUGAUACUAAAUAUGUUCCCACCAGCUCAUGGUUAUAGCCUAGUGCAAGGUGAUGGAACAUUAAGACUAGGGUGGAAGGAUACUAGUUUGUUUACUGCAUCUGCAUGGACCUCUCCAAAUUCUAGAUAA